AUGCUAUCGUCAGUCGAUAUACAGCCGGACGAUGUCUCCUCCUCGACGACGGCCUCGAUAAACUCUGCCCAAGCUCCUCUUCACACAAUCACUCUCUCCGUGCCCUCGACAGACGACCUUCAAUCAAGUCUUCUCCCGCCUUCUCCGCGCUCUACAGAGGUAGAAAUGGAUGAUGCAGCGACCACAGAUGACACAUACAACCUGCCUACGCAUUUCAACGACCUACCUCCUGAAAUCCACGAAACAAUCCUUGAUCACAUCCUCGGAGUUCGUGGCUCGACUCUGGCAUCCAUCACCUCUGCAACCGUUACUACGUCAAGCUGGAGCAAGGCACUCCGACACCCCCGUAGGAAGGCGUUAUCCGAUCUAGCUCUCGUGUCUCGGGCAUACAGAGCGUUGGUCCAGGGCAGAAUUUACCGUCAUAUUCAAAUCAAAGGAACGACAGACUGUCUUGCAGAAUGCGCCAGGUGGUUUGACUCGCACCCCCACCUUAAACCAUACGUUAGACACAUCGAGAUCUGGGUUCCAGUUUGGGGCGACCGGUUGAGAAAAUCGCAUUUUUCACCUCCCAGCCGUCGGGAGAGCGGGCAGGCAAACUUCGGCGUAAUCGAAACGAACACUGUGGAGGCGUUUAUGAACGGCCUGGACGCGCUCGCCAGUAGCCGGACAAACUGCAACUUCAAGUCAGCCAGUCACAAUGCCACGUUACAACAGAUAUUUCAGAGCGUCGCGAACCAGUUCCCCGACGCAAAGAUGAUGACUCUGGAGGGUGGACAUUGCAAAAAGCCGCCCAUGAUCCGGCAUUUUGAAAGUGACCCGUGGGGAGAUAGCGGGUUGGAGUCGCUCCCCCCACUUCCUAACAUCCAGACGUUUAUUAUGAAGGGUGCAUGGAACAUCAUGAGAGACUACAGCCAUUGGACGAAUAUAUCUACAGCCCUGCCGAAUCUUCGUGAAUGGCACUGCUUCUACGCCAAGUCUAAACGGGAAGCCCACAUCACCAUCUCAAAGGUACUCAGGACGUUCCCGCCUCAGCUGACCCGUCUUAACAUCAGCCUUGACGGCUUCUGCAGUAAGACGAGCUCACGUGGAUUUUUGAACCCCCAAGACGAAAAGCACCUUUGCCGCCUCUUCGGUGCGAUAAUGCCACAGCUAGAAUCUCUGACCUUUACAGGAAAAGUCUGUGCUAGCCUCUUCCUCUCCGGCAGGGCAGCAGUAUUAUCCUCGCAGAGAAAGUCAAAGCUGAAAUCAGUAGACCUGGUCGUCAAGGCCUGCUGCUGGGGCCAUGAAUCCGACGAUGGCUCCCUAAUACCAACCGAUAUAUCCGGGAUUACAAACAUGUCUUUCAUCAUCGAAUUUGAAAAGUUAGUCAUCGCUGCUAUUCACUCUCUCGGUACACUGGCAGCGCUUCAAUACAUUCGUAUCCGAUUUAUAGAUCUGGACUCUAUUUGCGGGCUCCUGAACCCGUAUUUCCAAUUGGUUGACAAUACCUGCACAGGCGUGUGGAGUGAAGCUAUUCUCAAAACCCUGGAAGAAAGCAGGCCUGAAGCACAAUUCGUGGAACUAAACAACGGUAUCCUUGAAGAUUACGGGAUCAACUCAAGGACAGGGACGCGCUCCUAUCCACGUACCCGACCUCUAAGCAUCAAAACAAGUUGUUACAGGAUCAUCGCCGACAAGUCAAAACCUUGA
Microsporum canis CBS 113480 is the source of this 1689-nucleotide messenger RNA. RefSeq lists its product as hypothetical. The record is from RefSeq and is a predicted model, not a curated record. The coding region runs from base 1 to 1689 and encodes 562 amino acids. The transcript has 2 exons. Lineage: Eukaryota; Fungi; Ascomycota; Eurotiomycetes; Onygenales; Arthrodermataceae.